UUCCGGGGCGUUUCCACUGUGACGUCAGAAGGCCGCUGCGGAUCACACGGACACGUAGAUUUUCGUUCUUCACCAAAACAGAGCGACAGACGGAGAACCGCGGCAGAACCGACAGAACCGACCGGAUCCGAGGCUUCAGAUCCUCCUGGUGCCAAGAUGAACGUCUUCGACCGCAACAUCAACUUUGAUUCCCUCUUCAAGUUCUCCCAGAUAUCUCACUCCACCCAGGUGCACUUGAAGAAUGUGUACUCCAGCCUGGCAGUGUGUAUGUUCGUGGCCGGCGCAGGCUCCUACGUGCACGUGGUCACGCGCCUCUUCCAGGGCGGCCUGCUGUCGGUGCUCGGCUCCCUGGGGAUGAUGUUCUGGUUGGCCAUGACGCCACACAACCCUGAGACGGAGAAGAAGAGACUGGCCAUCCUCGCAGGGUUCGCCUUCCUCACAGGUGUUGGUCUCGGCCCCACAAUGGACUUUGUCAUCGCCAUCAAUCCGAGCAUCAUUGUGACGGCUUUCCUCGGGACCUCGGUGGUCUUCGUCUGCUUCACGCUCAGCGCCCUGUACGCCAAGCGCAGGAGCUACCUGUUCCUCGGAGGAACCCUGAUGUCUGGUCUCUCCCUCCUGUUCCUGAUGUCCAUGAUGAACAUUUUCUUCGGAUCUGUGAUGCUGUUCAAGGCUCACAUGUACCUGGGGCUGAUCAUCAUGUGCGGCUUCGUCCUGUUCGACACUCAGCUCAUCAUCGAGAAGGCCGAGAACGGAGACAAGGACUACGUCUGGCACUGUGUGGAUCUGUUCCUGGACUUCAUCACCAUCUUCAGGAAACUGAUGGUCAUCCUCGCUCUGAACGAGAAGGACAAGAAGAAGGAGAAGAAGUAAACGACCUGUGAGAAAAUCUUUAAAAGGCACAAUUUGCGGCGCACAUGGUGCUUUUCACUUUCUUUCUUCAUUUCUUGAAUUAACUCCUCUGUGGUCUUAUAUUAUUGAAAUUUGUUUCGAUUUAUUUUUUAAAACUUAGGAGGGUUGAAUGUAAGUCUAUGGCGCACUAACGCUAAUCCCAUCUCGGCUGUAAACGGAGAGUAGACCGAAGCUGCAGUGAUCUUGCUUGGCCUGUAGAGGGAGCUGUUGCUCUACGAAGGCAGCGCUCACAGAGGAUUUUUAUAUUACUGUUAUUUAGUGCCAUAAGUCAACGAUAGGCUCCUGUUAGUGGCUCGUGAGCUUCUGAAAGUGAUUCUUUUAAUUUCAACUCAUGUAUUUUGUUUUCUCGUUGAUUUGCUUAUUUAUAGUUUCCCUCAGUACUUUUCUUUAGUGGCGUGUCACAAGAUAAAGUGUCCCAUGAUUCUGACAACAGAUCCACAGAGUUCCUGCUCUAUUGUUCCCCCCCCCCCCCUCCCUUCAUUAAUGAAACAUUUUGAGGACGAGGCCUGAAGACGUCGACACGAACACGACAGCCUCUCAGACUCGUGGUCCAGCCUCUCGCCUGCAGCCGGGUCUCGAGCUCCGGCUGCUGGACGAGGACGAGUCGAAGCCAUCUGCUCCAAAUCUGAAUUCUCUGCUGAGACGACUUGUUCUGAAACGCUGCCCUUUGUAAAUCUCUCCAAAUAUCUGUUGUCCAGAAGUUAGUUUGCCAAAUGACAUUAAUCUUACAAUUUGGCAUUGGUAAUUUUUUUGGGGGGGGAGAAGUGUAUACUGUGAAGAAUUUAUUUUAUUGAUGUAAAAUUGAAACUAAUACUUUGAUACAUUUGCUCUAAUAAAUGUGUUGAACGUACGUAAAGGAA
Molecule: messenger RNA, 1769 nt
Organism: Pleuronectes platessa (European plaice)
Lineage: Eukaryota; Metazoa; Chordata; Actinopteri; Pleuronectiformes; Pleuronectidae
Gene: tmbim6
Product: testis enhanced gene transcript (BAX inhibitor 1)
Exons: 10
Coding region: 157-870 (237 amino acids)
Biological process (GO): negative regulation of endoribonuclease activity; negative regulation of RNA splicing; cellular response to unfolded protein
Cellular component (GO): mitochondrial membrane
Molecular function (GO): enzyme binding
Source: RefSeq, a predicted model, not a curated record